UAUUUUCUUUUUUUUAGUUAAUUUUGAAAGAAAAAUGACUACAGAUCCAUUUAAAUGGGAAGAGGCUUAUACUGACGAUAUUUGUAUACAAUCUGCACUUCAAGAAGAUGAAAAUGGUUCCAUGGAAAAUGCAAUUCGACGAAUCAUUUCUGAAGAAAAGAGACUUAGAAGAAAUGAAGGAAGACCGACUAGAAUACGUCUUGGAAUGAUGAGACAUGUCUUUGUUGGUAUUGAUCUUUCAACAUCGAUCCUUUCAAAAGAUGUUGAACCUAGUAGAUUACGAGUUGUGAGGGAAUGUCUAUUAAAUUUUGUAAAUAAAUUUUUUGAGCUCAAUCCUCUGUCUGCUAUGGGUCUAAUAAUUGGACGUGACAAGAAAGGCGAUUGCUCUUGUGGAUUUUCAAGUAUUUUAAAUAUUUUUUUUAAUUUAUCAGUGAGGGAAUUGAUUUUUGACUCUUUGACUGAAUAA
This is a messenger RNA of Meloidogyne enterolobii, 466 nucleotides long. The record is from the annotation of a GenBank genome assembly. Lineage: Eukaryota; Metazoa; Nematoda; Chromadorea; Rhabditida; Meloidogynidae.